GCGGCGGCGGCGGCGAGAUGCGCAGCAUAAAAGCGGCGGCGAGGCGGCGCGACAGCGGGGCGGCUCCGGCGCGCGGCGGACGGGACAUCAGUGGGCAGGGAUUUCCGGCUGACAGUCGGCCACCAUGUGGAUAGCAUCUCCCCCUUCCGGAAUCUUCCAGUAUUCCAAGAAGCUCUUCCUGAGCGAGCAGGCAGGCCGUGCACAAGCCGUAGAGUUCCUGCGCAAGAAUGCGGCCAACUCGAUCUCCGUGGCCAACCUCGUGGUCGGCCUCUCCUCUGUCCUCUGCAGCCUUAAUGGGCAGUACCACUACGCAUGCUGGCUAGUCCUGACCGGAUUCCUGCUGGACCUUGCUGACGGAGCCGUCGCCAGGCAACUCAAUGCCUGCUCUGCGUUGGGGGCUAAGCUGGACGACUUCGCAGACUUCACCUCCUUCGGCCUGGCCACGGGCCUUCUUCUCCAGGCCCACGGGAUCCUCGAUGGCCUGCUGGUGAUCGUCUACGUGCUGGCGGUGUUCACACGCCUGUGUUUCUUCUCCAGCGGGAUGCCCUUUAUGUACCGGGGGCUGCCGUGCCCGUAUGGUGCCUCAGUGGUAGCAGCCACCUACUUCCUGACCGGAGGCCAUCUCGUGGCCAUGCGCCUGGUUGCCAUAGUGAUGGUUCUCUUCAUGGUGGACCAGGGCUUCUACCCCCAUGACAAGGUGCUGGAGUCCCAGCAUUGGAAGAAGGUUGUCUUUGCAGGAGGCGUCCUGGUGCUCUUACUCCGUACCUGGUUCCCGGCCUCCCUCUACUUCCUGGUUUGGUCCACGUCAUACAUGUUCUUCCCCAACGCUUUGUGGAGUUGCAAAGCCUAACCUCAUCGGCGGACGUGCGUGGACAAUGCCAGCACCGCAUCUUGCCAAGGCAGCCUCCGGGGACUGGGAAGGUGGACUGAUCCAGUGUUCAAAAAAUCCAUUGUUUUGCCUAAGCAGUACUAAAGUUUUUCGUCCCCCCGAAUUGGUCGCUUCUGCGGAAUUCCUCCAUUGCUUCUGGCAGUCUUUUCCCUUCUGGGCUGCCCGUCGCCUGAAGAACGAAGCCCGCAGCUGGCUAACAUGCUGAGCCUCCCGUCAGUGUAGAUAUGUACAGGUUGUUUAUACUGAGAUAUAUAUAAUGUGCAAUAUAGUUUUGAGAGAAAUUUUUGCUUAGGUUUUGUAUUUGUUUUUAAGCCAGUAAUUUACUUGCUGAUAGUUUUUAGGGACGGGGGGAAAAUCUGAGUACAGAUCUCUUCUCUCGCCACCUUCCAUUCUUGUGGCGCCCUCGCUCUGGAUUAAUCGGAGAGCCCUUCCUUCUUUAACCGAUUUUGCCACAGACGGGCUAGCUGAAUUUGCAAUGAGCUGAGACAGAAGGAAGUCCCAAACCUGGCCCUUAGAGGAGGAGGCGGCGGCGGAACGUAUCACUCACCAUUCACAUGCAGGACUGCCCCUCAAUAUUCAGGCCUGCACAGGUAGAAUCAGAGCAAAGUCCAGUUCUUCAUGGGCGCGAUUUUAAGCGACCUUUGAGCCACGAUGUGGUUGAAACAGAGAGCCAAGCGCUUCUUGGCUCUUUGAGAGACUCCACCUCUUGUGCAGCAUCUACUUUGGGGGGCAGCCUUUCCACAGAGGAGAGAGGGAGGCCAGGCCAAGGCAGGACAUCUGAAAAACCACCCUUCUGUGUGCCAUCCAGAAUCUGAGCUGAGGAACUGCUGCUGGAGAGUGUUUCAGAAAUGUUUCCUCCAAAUCGAGUCCAGGUCUGGCGCAAAGAAGGGUCUCCGAAAGCAGAAGAAAGGCUGCCAAGCAAGCAGGCCGGCAGCUGGCGCCCCUCCAGGUGAUGCUGAACCACAACUUCCAGCGUCCUCUGCCAGUGGCCUUGGGGCUAAUGGGAGCUGUAAACUUCUGCCAACAUCUGCAAGCUGCCUAGCUUUGCCAGAGGAAUCAUCUGCACAUCUACUGGGAGGUUUGGGAGUUAAAAUUUGCUGACUUUCACUCCAACCUCAAUUCUAGUCAGAAUCGUGGCAGAAAUCCUAGAUUUGUGUUGUGAAAAGCGGAGUCCCAAAUGCUGAUGCCAAUUAGCGUUUAUUUUUUUAUAUUUAUCAGGGUAAUGAAGUACAGUUGGAAAACUGUCCUUUUCCUUCCCAAGAGCUGUUUGAUAAGGAGGAGCAGGAAAAAAAGAGGCAAGACGAUGACUCUCUGUGUUACUGGAAAGCUAUACUUGAAACUAAUGUUCUUGUGUUUGGGGGAAAAACUAAAACUUGGAAAACGCUGAA
Messenger RNA from Candoia aspera, 2277 nucleotides. It is a transcript of the gene TMEM269, whose product is annotated as transmembrane protein 269. Gene Ontology annotation, cellular component: membrane. The transcript has 7 exons. The record is from RefSeq and is a predicted model, not a curated record. Gene Ontology annotation, biological process: phospholipid biosynthetic process. Gene Ontology annotation, molecular function: phosphotransferase activity, for other substituted phosphate groups. NCBI's taxonomy places the organism in Eukaryota, Metazoa, Chordata, Lepidosauria, Squamata, Candoiidae. The coding region runs from base 125 to 850 and encodes 241 amino acids.